GUAUACCAUAUACAAUGGACUCCUUCAAAACCUUAUUUGUUCUGUGUUUCUUCUCAAUCGUUGUCACUGCCUUCAGCGAGGAACACCGCUCGUCGAAACUCUCAAGUGCUUCGAGCCUCGUUCGUCAAGGAGAGUUCCCUUGGCAUGUGUUCAUAAGUUCUGUAAAAUGUAGCGGAGUUUUUAUACACGAGCGAUGGAUUCUAUCAUCAGCGAGGUGUGUGCAGCUUUUAAAAGAUAUGGAGAAUGACCAAAGGACUGUGUUCAUUAGAGUCGGAAAUCAUCAGGUAGACCUGGAUUUACCCGGAGAAGAUGAAGUGCCAGUGUUGAAAGCGCUCGUUUAUCCUGAAUACGCUGCUACAUCGAGCGCUAACUUCGGCUUGCUGUAUCUUGCGCGCAGCGUUAUUCUGCCAAAUGCUCAGCGCAUAACCCGUGUAAACGUCCCGAGUUUACAACUUUUAAGCAGCCCGAUGAUUCUUCAAAAUCGUUCUGCAAAGAUUACAGGCUGGGGUCAUUUCUCGGGGCGUAAGUCGCCAUUUACAACUCUUGCCGAAAACGAUGUUUUGCUAAUACCCGGCCGCGACUGUCUUCAGAGUUUUCCAGAUGUUGGAAAACGUGAGCUGUUGGAAGAAUCUUGGUGUGUUGUGGCCGCAACCGCAGGAAUGUGCUCCAUUGAUCAAGGAAGCCCAGUUGUUAUUGAACGGAACCAUUCUUGGGUUGUAGUCGGUGUUUAUAGUUACGGAGAAACUUGUUCCUCUGAUAAACAUACCGUUUUGUUUUCACGUAUUACGUCUGGUGUGCUGGAAUGGAUACGAAAGCUGUUCACAGUCGGAGACAGACCACAAUGCCGACCGUCAGGUCACCGGGUCCUAGAUACUCCUGCGCGUGCACUGUCUAAUCAAGUGGACUUUGACCUUCCCUUAUGCGACAACAAUUUAGAGGAGGCCUGGUACAAGCUAGAAAUCCAUGGGAUUCCCGCCGAAAUUCCUACAAAAUGUCCUCCGAUUGGCUCGUGUGGAACGCAUGCUCAGAUUUGGAUGCAACCCGAUGGACAUCCCGAGUUUGGAGAGGAGAAGAACGGUAGUGCAUGCGUGGCAUGGGAAGGAGUGGAGAGAGUUUGUUGUUUGUGGCAGUUGCCUGUUCACGUGACUCAUUGUGGUGGCUUUUUGGUUUAUCACUUGAAGAAGACAGGAGAAUGUUCUACCGCUUACUGCGCUAAAGAAGCUGGCAGGAUUCCCUGUGGACCUGGCAAGAUAGGAUAUGCGCCAAAGUGUAAAGCUCGUGACCUCUAUCCCACCCUGGCUGAUCCUCCACAGAUCACACCAGUUGUCCCCCCGGAUAACAUCCUAGCAAGUAAAUCCAUACAUCUACUCUGUUCUUACGACAUUACCGACCCAGGACCCUCUAAAGUCGGUUACAAAGUCACGUGGUAUAAGAUCCUGCGUUUCUUGGGAGGGACGCCUGGAAAACUAAUUUUGUUGACCAACACGACUGACGAGAGAGCGGUAGUUGUUAACUUUGAGUCAGCGGAGUUUAACCUCGGUGAUACAAUUGUUUGUGAAGUGAAGACGUUUUUCUCAGAGAGUCCUGAUCUAAUAAGUCCUGGUUUUUCAAGCGAAGAUUUUUACGUUGGCAUUAAGGUGGAGCCUUCGUCCCUUGUCAUUUCAGAGGAUCAUAAAAUGAAGGAAAUUACCUUUAGUCUUACUGUGCCCCUGGUGUGCCCACCGGACCACCCCAACUGCACAAUACAGAUACCAAUGCACUUAGUUCCUGCUGUUCACAGUCCCAGGAUGUUAUCAGCUGCAGACAUAGCACUAUCCACAUGUGAGGUAACGAUGAAACCGCAAUCCUGUUCUCGUCGUGACUGUGGACGCAAGGUUGUCAGGAUAGUUGCUGUGUCAGACUUUAUUCAUGACGGAGACCCCAGGACACGUAUCAUUACUGAGCCUGCACGGAGCCAGUCGCCGCUUUGGAAGUUACAUGACCCGGCCGAUGCUUUUGUGCUCUCUAAAGAUAUCAACACUCCACGGUGUCAUCUCUUCACUGAGUCUUACAUCAGAACUCUGAUCGGCAGAUAUUACAGGAUUCCCUCAGGAGUAUCAACUUUUCUGUUGUACAAAAGUACAACAAGGCCUUUCGAGGUUCACGCUCGUUUUUGGGCAUGUAGUAAGUCAAGAAACCCAGGAUAUUGCGCAUGUGGAGUAGCUGCAAGAGAUGGAGAUGAUGUCAUUGUAAUUGACAUGUGUAGAGGAAGGUUCAUGGAAACUAGCGUCCAGAUCUCUAUCAAGUCUAAACUUCCUUUGGCAAAGGGAAUUCGAAUAACAGAAGCUAUAAGUGGAAAACGAUAUACGGUGUAUUUUCCGUCAGGAGUUUAUGUUCGUACAGAUGUCUUUGAAUGGGGACUGAAUGUACAAGUUCAAUCGUCUGGAAGAGACCUAAAUCACGUGAAGGGCUUGUGUGGCCUCGGAGAAAUCAACGACUCUUUUGAGGCAAUAAAUGAAGGCUUGCCGCCUGAGAUGAACGGAACGCAACAAUGGAGGUUUCCUGACGGAGACAGUCUAUUUCAUUACAAACCGUUGACUGAGCGACGCCACCAGACGGAAAAACUCUUCUGUCAGUGCAGCUUAAAAGACAACAUCGAGAAGAAAAAGAAAUGCGCCGCCUGUGAAUCAAAAUGUAGGAGACACCAGCACGUGGUAUGGCCAGUCAUGUCACGUGAAAGAGAUAUUACCAGACGAGUUCAGUCACUGCAAGCCGGCCGUGUUCUUGAACGUCGACAUAAUUUCUCAGAUGAGUUUUACCCGCUUGAUGACAACUCGUCAUACCAGCAAAACCUGUUUGACGAUGGAAAACCCGAUACCUUAUUAGCCGUUUUGGCUGUUAUCAGCUACUGUAAAAGGCUAUUGACUGAUACGCCACUCGGAAGAGCUUGCAAGCCCGUAGUUGGUCAGCGGAACAUCGAUGAACUACUGAGGAUUUGCAUCCGGGACAUGAGGUAUACAGGUAUAUCAUCUAUAGUGUGGGGAGCUGCUGCAAUGUUACAAGACUCGUGUGAAGACUUGGUCUUGAAAAACACCUCAGCCUGGGAGAUGACCUCCUUCAUAAAAGGGCUGACUCCACCAAAAACUGUCACAAAUGCUAUGUGUCCACGCCUGUGCAAUGACCGAGGAAGGUGUAUCAAUGGAACAUGCAAAUGUCGACGAGGUUACACAACUGAAGACUGUUCAGUGCCCUCCAAAACUCCACCACAGCUAAUCAGUGUCCAGAAUGACGGGGAAUGUGACAUGAGAAAGUUUCUUUGCGAACAUGUUCGGGUAGUUGGUGAAGGGUUUCACAACGCAAGAGAUCUGAGAUGUUCUUUGGCAGAAAUUACGGAAGCCCCAUUUGAAACUCAGACCUUCUUAUCUAAGGCUACCUACGAAAGUUUCCGUGGCGUAACGUGCGAGGUACCGAGGUCGCAUGACAUAGACGAGGCAAUACGUGGUUACCAAGUACGAGUGAGUAAUGAUGGAAAUUUAUGGAGCCAGCCUCGUCCUCUUUUCAUUUUUGAUGGGAAUUGUCUGACGUGCACCACUCAGGGCAUGCGUUGUGAGAUUAAGAAUGGGACUUGUCGUAUUCAUGGCCGUUGCCGCAGACGUGGUGAAACAAAUCCUCAGGAUCCCUGUCAGUGGUGUUCACCAAAAGACAGUCAACGGAACUGGACAGACAUACGCUGCCAAUCCGGGACCUGUGAAACUUCCACUUGUGUGCAUGGAGUUUGUAUAGAUACAACCAUGGGAAGGUACUUCUGUUUCUGUGAUGAAGGAUUUAGAGGACUAAACUGCGAUGUUCCUGAAAACUCUUGCGCUUCGAACCCUUGUGGAAGUGGGACUUGCGUUCAACUUGGAAGUACGUUUCGUUGUGAAUGUCCUUUGGGAUACGCAGGUUUACAAUGCUUGGACCUGAUCAACCCUUGCUCUUCAAAUCCAUGUAACAAUGGAAGCUGCGUUACUAAUGGAACGCACUUUGGUUGCUUCUGCGAUGAAGGCUUCACUGGUCGAUCCUGCGAGACUAAAGUUCAGAGUUGCUUGUGUCGACAUGGGAGAUGCGUGCCUCAGGCUGAGAAUUAUGUUUGCAUCUGUGAAGUUGGGUACACAGGGAAAUUCUGUGAAGCACGAAGCGAUGACGCCUGUUCCUCAUUGCUAUGUAGCAACGGUUUCUGUGUGGAGAGAGAUGGUCAUACAAAAUGUCUAUGUGAUUCGGGAUACACUGGCAGUCUAUGUGAUAUAAAAGUAGAUUCUUGCGUUUACCCACCUUGCUCAAUUGGAAAUUGUUCUUCAAGUCCAUGUGGGCAUCGGUCGUGUUUCGGUGAUAACUAUAAUUUCACUUGUGCCUGCGAGUUCGGGUUUACUGGGUCAAACUGUCAUACCACCAUCAACAUGACUCAAGAAUCAAAGAUAGGAGAAAUUGUGAGCAAUUUCACAGUUAAUGUUCACCAAAACUCUUCUUUCAACUUCACUUUUUAUCAUGUUAAAAUAUCAAUCGACGGCUCUGAAAAGAUUGCCAGCGACAAACUUUUAUCCGCAUUUGAUGGUAAAGAUUUGGUUUGCCACGGAAAUCUUGCUAUCAUUGAAAAAUUUGUUUCAUAUCAAGAUCGGAUUUUCAGAAUCGAUGAGAACAUGCUACUUUGUUUGUUGCGUUCUCUUAACAAAACGUGUGACUGUGAUGAGUCUGUCGCGGAAGAAAACUGCUCAUGUUCACUGUCAUUUUGUAAUUGCUAUUCUCAAAUUGAACAAACUAAAAACAAAUCAUGGACGUCUUCAAAAAGCAAUCCGUGCGAAGAUGGUUACAUAUCGUGUAAGUGCUUUGACAGGCACUCGGGAUUACCUUGCGAUGGACUUGUUACCACCAAAACAUUGAGUAAAGGAUUUGUUGUGGACUGCUCCAGUGAACUAGAUUGCAACGAAACAACUGACCCUUGUUACCCAAACCCAUGCGUGCAUGGUACAUGCACUUAUUCGGAAGAAGGAAUACUGUGUUUAUGUGAAAAUGGAUACUCAGGAAAAACGUGUAAUAAAACUUCAAGGGACUUCUGCCAGCCCAGUCCAUGCGUACGGGGUAAAUGUCAGAACACAGAAAAUGGAUUCCAGUGCGUUUGUCCAAAAGAAUUUUAUGGAUUAACCUGCAAUCAAGUGAAAACGCGAUGCAGCAUAAACAUUUGUAGCCAUGGAGAUUGCUUCAUAGAAGACACCGGAGAGCUUUUGUGUGAGUGCUUCCGUGGUUAUGAGGGACCACUAUGUGAAUCCCUCGCAGUAGACAGAUGCCAAAUUGGUAGUUGUAACAAUGGGUUGUGUAUUAACUCAAGAACAGGAUUUAGAUGCAUUUGUUUAUCUGGAUUUUUAGGAAAACGAUGCCAAGUCAGGGACUUCUGCUUUCCAAAUCCAUGUGCAAACGGAAAUUGUACCAGCAAAUCAGAUGGUUAUCAGUGCGUUUGUCACGCAGGCUUCACUGGAAAGACGUGCAGGGAGAACGUAGAUCACUGCCAGAGUAGACCAUGCGUCCGUGGACAUUGCGUCAAUAGUCAAGACACUUACUUAUGCCAGUGUCCACGAGGCUUCGUUGGUGACACCUGCAAUGAAACCGUAAACUUCUGUUCAUCAAAUCCUUGUCUUCAUGGCGAUUGCAUUAACUUAAAAAGUUCUUUCAAAUGCGAAUGUGAAGAUGGCUUCCAAGGUAUCUUAUGUGAUAAAAGGGUCGUCGUCGACCCAUGUGACAAAAAUCCCUGCAACAAUGGCAGAUGUAUCAGUGUCCAAGCAGUGGCAAGAAUUAGCCCUUUGUUUUAUUGUUUGUGUGAUGACGGAUUUACGGGUCAGUUUUGUCAAUCUCAAAUGGACCCAUGCCGAAACUACUCCUGCAAAUAUGGGUUGUGUGUAGCAAUUGAUUCCAACAGAUUUCAAUGCAAAUGUUUUAAGGGCUUUCAAGGGAGUAAAUGCGAAACUGAGGUAAAUCAUUGUAUUUCAAGUCCAUGCAAGAAUGGUGCGUGUAUUCCAAAAAAUUCAUCGUUUGAGUGUUCGUGCCACCCUGGAUACAAAGGAAACUUGUGUGAUGAAGUGAAAGACAGGUGUGAACCAAAUCCAUGUAAACAUGGACGUUGCCAUCAAGGAUCAACAUCGAUCCAAUGUUCAUGUUCUGCAGGAUAUACCGGAAACCUUUGUGACUCAAAAGUAGAUUACUGUGGUUCGAAUCCUUGCGAACACGGAGUUUGCGUGGCUAGCAGGAUUCAGUCGUUCAAGUGUUACUGUAAGCGAGGCUAUUCUGGAGAACUCUGCGAUCAGAAAGUGAAUCCUUGCACACCGAACCCGUGCAAGCACGGCUCAUGUAUACACCGAUAUUCUUCUUGGUUUGCCUGUCGAUGUGAAUUGGGAUACACAGGUAAAAUGUGCGAUAAGAAAAUUAACAUGUGCCAGUCACAACCUUGCAAAAAUGGUGUGUGUGUUAACUUUGGAAUGUAUUUUCGGUGUCGCUGUACAACGGGUUUUCAUGGACGUCUCUGUGAUGAAAUUGAGACCUGCCAAUCACGACCUUGUAAACGUGGGACAUGUAUUGCCACUACCAAUUCGUUUACAUGCAGAUGCCCGGAAGCGUACACGGGUCGUUACUGUGAGAAUAAGAUUGAUCCGUGUCAACCAAACACCUGUAAACAUGGCAGAUGUACACCGGUUGACAAUUUUUUCAGGUGUCUCUGUGAUAAAGGAUAUACUGGGGAACAUUGCCAGGUGAGUUUGAAUCCUUGCUCCUCUCACGAGUGCGAAAAUGGAAAGUGUAUCGCGCAAGGUGGUCAGUAUUCGUGUCAAUGUUUUAAGGGAUUCAGUGGAAACUACUGCGAUGUAGACAUCGACGAAUGCCUAAACUCACCAUGUUUUGCUGGCGUCCAUUGCAGCAAUUCCGUAGGAAGCUAUUCUUGUGGUCCGUGCCCAGUUGGUUUCACAGGUGAUGGUUUGCGUUGUGAAAAGUUAAUGGAUCCCUGUGAAAUGUUGAAUUGUUUGAAUGGGACGUGUAUCGCACAAGGUGGUGUGUAUUUCUGUCAGUGCCAUCAGGGAUUCAGUGGAAAACGCUGUGAUAUAGACAUCAACGAGUGCCUGGAUUCACCGUGUUUUGUUGGUGUCAACUGCGCAAAUUACCCAGGAAGCUACUCUUGCGGUCCUUGUCCGGUUGGUUUCACAGGCGACGGUUCCCAUUGUGAGAAGAUAGUACAUCCCUGUGAAAAACUGAACUGUUUUAAGGACGUGCCAUGUGUCUACAAGGGACAGAAAUAUGAAUGCGGAAACUGCCCGCCUGGAUUUACUGGAAAUGGUGCUCAGUGUACAGAGAUAGAUGCUUGCUCGUCCAAUCCUUGCCAUCCUUUGGUUCAGUGCUUCACGUUACAUGGCUCUCCCUCAGGUUUCCGUUGCGGUCCCUGUCCAGCAGGGCACAAGGGAAACGGAAUCAACUGUACCUCAUUGUGUCCUCUUCCUUGUCCCUAUGGAAUGGAAUGCAUAGGCUAUUAUACUUGCAGGUGUCCUGAAGGUUUCCAAGGCGUUGGCUGUAAAACACCAUUUUGCCGAGCUGGUUGUUACAAUGGUGGUACAUGCGUGAAACCAAACGUUUGUAAAUGUCUGGAAGGAUUUGAAGGACCUGCAUGCCUGUCACCCGUAUGCCGGCCGCCUUGCAAGUAUGGCGGAAAAUGUGUCGGGCCUGAUAAGUGUCGCUGUCCGCGCGGAUUUAUUGGAUCUCGAUGCGAAAAGAAACGCUGUCUUGUCUCGUGUUUGAACGAUGGAAGGUGCAUUGGGCCGUACGUCUGUCACUGUAUGCCGGGAUAUUCAGGUCAAAGAUGUGAAAUUGCGCCUUGUACUCCGAGAUGCCAAAAUGGCGGUUUGUGCAUCGCACGUGAUGUCUGCAAAUGUUUACCUGAGUACAUGGGUGAACGAUGCCAGUUUCCACUGUGCAGACCACCGUGUAUAAAUGACGGACACUGCGUUCGACCCAACGUGUGCAUGUGCCGUGCUGCAUGGAAAGGAGAUCAUUGUCAAAAGCCUGUUUGCCACCUGCCUUGCUUGAAUGGAGGAAGGUGUGCUCGUCCAAACCAAUGUACUUGUCUUUCAGGAUAUGAAGGCACUAUGUGUGAAAAAGCUAUUUGCAACCAGCCAUGUUUAAAUGGAGGGCAAUGCGUUCGUCCCGGAGUCUGUGCAUGCCCAUUUGGAUUCACCGGAAGGCAAUGCGAGGAGAGAGACCCGUGGUACGUGAACAGAAAACAGGAAAAUUAAAGCGGCAGGUCUAAAACAGUUGCCUAGCAACAGCCUCUGUCUUAUGAUGCUUCUGUUAUCCAUGUUACUAAUGUAAUAAGACUGGUCUAAAAAUUUUUCUAGAACUUUGUCUGUAAACAGAAGAAGAAAUAUCACUUACUUAUAACCAAGGAUGUACUUUGUUUUUUAAAGUAUUUAUAUUCGGCUUUAAUCGAAAAACCUGCAACCUGAUAUUCAUAUUAAACUUUCGUGUUCGCUAAAUUUCCAUAGUUAUUGCAUAUAUAUUUACAGCAACCAGAAUUCAGUAUAUACUUGUUUCUGCAACAUCUGAUUGGAUAAUUAGAGUGAGACAUUUGUAUUUUAAUGAUUUUCAAGUUUUCACUUGUACGGCAGCAACUUUUCCUCGUUGUACAAGCAACGCUCGAAGCGAACAUUUUACGAUAUGUGCGUUUAUCCAGUCCCGAACGCGAAAUAUUAAUGUCUUAUUGAACUAUUUUAUCGGUUUCAUAACAAGAUUAUUUACUCCUCCACUCUGAAUUGCAAACUGAACAACUUUAAGAAACAAAAAAUAACACGAAAUAGUCAUGUAAACAUUAACAAGGCCAAAACGUUGUGGUUUAAUUGUCUUAAUUCUUUGUUUAAGCUGGCUCUUACAGUUUAGUCUCCUGGUAAUUUUAGUGUUAGAUAUCAAUACAGUCCAGUUAUUUCGCCCUUA
This is a messenger RNA of Orbicella faveolata, 8973 nucleotides long. RefSeq lists its product as uncharacterized. Gene Ontology annotation, biological process: proteolysis; Notch signaling pathway. The record is from RefSeq and is a predicted model, not a curated record. Gene Ontology annotation, molecular function: serine-type endopeptidase activity; Notch binding; calcium ion binding. Lineage: Eukaryota; Metazoa; Cnidaria; Anthozoa; Scleractinia; Merulinidae.